This is a messenger RNA of Penicillium samsonianum, 528 nucleotides long. RefSeq lists its product as uncharacterized. Lineage: Eukaryota; Fungi; Ascomycota; Eurotiomycetes; Eurotiales; Aspergillaceae. Bases 1 to 528 code for a protein of 175 amino acids. The transcript has a single exon. The record is from RefSeq and is a predicted model, not a curated record.
AUGAUGACCUCAUAUCAGUCCAAUUUCAUGCCUUCCCAACUCUUGGAAAGCACGCUGUUUCUGCAAACCGCGAUCCCCUGGACCCCGUCGAAAGCAAUUCGACUCGUCAACCAAAACCGAGACAUUGACGAGUCCUCUACAUCUCAAAACAACUCAAUCCACACAAUCCCAGCUGACUGGGUUGUAUCCGCCUCGGGGGCCACCAAUUCCCAAUAUGCGAUGCUCCACUCAUACUCGCCCCGAGCAAUCCCUAUCAACUCAUUUACGAACGAAUGUGGCCAGUUUGGGUUCACCAACCAAGUCCUAAACACAGCUGCUGCGGUCCCCAGUGCGUCGACGGGAUGGUCCCGGUGUCUACAACUCGUCGAGACAGGGAAUUCUGUUGAUGAUAUCCUAGCCACGAGUGACAGGUGGCCACCAGAGUCUUUUUCUACUGUGAGGCGACUCCAAAAGCAAACCAUGACUAUCGCCGAGUCAACGAAACAUUUCCAACUCAAGGCGACGCAUGUCUACUCAGUUAGCAUGUAA